Molecule: messenger RNA, 1657 nt
Organism: Hippocampus comes (tiger tail seahorse)
Lineage: Eukaryota; Metazoa; Chordata; Actinopteri; Syngnathiformes; Syngnathidae
Gene: pabpn1
Product: poly(A) binding protein, nuclear 1
Exons: 7
Coding region: 346-1194 (282 amino acids)
Cellular component (GO): nucleus
Molecular function (GO): poly(A) binding
Source: RefSeq, a predicted model, not a curated record
CUCUGGCCUCCAUUUCUGAAAAGAGAGCCCGCCGCCGAUCUCAAGUCUUCGCCCGUGUUUUUUUAAACAGUUAAUUCAUUGAACUCGGCUCUGACGGGAAUUCAGGCGAUUAUCUGGAGGUUGAGGUUCAAAUACCAAUGUUAUACGUUUUACGAUUUUACGCUAUUCAAACGAGGGCCGAACCGUAGCUUGCUUUUUAUUGAACCUUUUAACUUUACUCGGCGUAUUCUGCCUCUCCCCCUCUCUCUUGACCGCCCCACUUACUCCCUUCCUCCCCCCUCGUGCGUGAGUUGGGGCCUGCUCCGUUGGUUUGGCCACGAGGCGCAUUUACACUUGGUCGAAGCGAUGGCGGAGUUCGGAAAUGGGCUGGCGGAGGAAUCGCUACUAGAUUCUGACCCUGGACACCCCGAAUUGGAAGACCCCGGAGUUGGUGACGAGGAGCCGGGAUUAGAAGAGGGAGAGGCGGCAAUUGAAGACCCGGAGCUGGAGGCUAUCAAAGCCCGUGUGAGAGAGAUGGAGGAAGAGGCAGAGAAACUGAAGGAGUUGCAGAACGAGGUGGAGAAACAAAUGAAUCUAAGCCCCCCGCCAGUCGGCCCAGUCAUAAUGUCGUUUGAGGAAAAAAUGGAAGCAGAUGGCCGAUCGAUAUACGUCGGAAACGUGGAUUAUGGUGCGACUGCCGAGGAGCUGGAGGCGCACUUCCAUGGAUGCGGUUCAGUAAAUAGAGUCACCAUCUUGUGUGACAAAUAUACAGGGCAUCCCAAAGGGUUUGCAUAUAUCGAGUUUGCAGACAAAGAGUCUGUGAGGACAGCGAUGGCUUUGGAUGAGUCUCUGUUUAGAGGAAGACAGAUAAAGGUCGGCGCAAAGAGAACAAACAGACCCGGCAUCAGCACCACAGAUCGCGGAUUUUCCCGGGCUCGAUUCCGAUCACGGGGAGGAAACUUUUCUUCACGCGCUCGCUACUACAGUGGCUACACACCACCCAGAGGCAGAGGACGGGCCUUCAGGUUUCAGGACCAGUGGAGGUUGACGACCCCUCCCCAGGUGGCGCCGCCGCCCCCCACUGUCUCCGCAGCGUCUCUCUCUCUCUCUGCUCCCGCUAUGCACACUCACCCCAUUCUCUCCGUGUGGGGGGGAGGGGGGCAGGGCGACCACAGGCCGGCCACAGGGGGCAUUUACUACAACAGCAAACGCUGAUGAUGCUUUGGGGUUCCCCCCCUCCCCGCAACACACACACACACACACACGUUUGAUUCGCACGUCAGCACACUGCAGUACAGACGCCACUUAACAAUUCGCUGGCCCAACAUGUGAUUUUUAUACAUCGCCAACAAAGUUGAAAGGCAGUUUUUCGGGAGUAAGAAAGGCAAGAUGUUGUAUGUGUGUGUGUUCGUGUGUGUGUGUGUGUGUGUGUGCGCCUGUGUUUUGAUGCGGGGGGUACAGUUGGGCCCCAUUCCAUUCUGACAUUGCGCAGUGCAGUCACGGCUUGUCAGAGGGAGGCUGACCAGUUUGUGGCAUUGAUUAAGUUAACGGAGUGGGCUGAUAUUUUACGCAGGUUAAGCAGGGAGCGGUGCCAGUUGUGUGUUGACAUUUCUCUUGGGUGAAAAAGAGGGACGUGGGGUUCAACAACAAAAAAAAUUUUUUUUAACUUUUUUUUUUC